CCAACUACAUCUACAACUGAGCCAACAACAACCACACCUCUGACAACCACAAUGUCUAACCCACCAAUUAUAACUUCAACUGUACCAACAACCACACCUCUACCCACCAUGUCUAACCCACCAACUACAACUACAACUGAAUCAACAACCACCACAUCUCUUUUCACCACAUCUAACCCACCAACUACAGCUACAACUGAACCAACAACAACCACACCUCUGUCCACCACAACGUCUAACCCAACAACAACCACACCUGUCCCUACAACUACAAGUGCCCCACCAUCCACAACUACAGCCGUACCAGCAACAACCACACUUGUAUCCAUCAACACUACCCAGGCAACCACAAGUACAACUGUACAAACAACCACAACUGUCCCCAUCAGAACAAGUUCUUCAUCAACAACAAUUGUACCAUCAACAACCAUCCCUGUGUCUACCUCUACAACAACUACCCUACCACCUACAACUACAAUUGUUCCAGCAAGAAACACACCUGAGUCCACCACCACAACAACAUCUACCCCACGAACCACGACUACAACUGUCCCCACCACUACAACAACUCCACCAACUGCAAGUACCACUGUGCCAACAACAAUCACACCUUCCGCCAUCACAAUAUCUCCCUCAACAAAUCCAACUAUACCAACAACAUUCACACUUGUCCUUACAACUACAACUAACCCACCAACCACAAAUUCAACUGUACCAACAAUAACCACACCUGAAUCCACCACCACAAAAACUACCCCACUAAUUACUACUACAAUUGUACUGACAACAACCACACCUGUAUCCACUACAUCAGUAACUAGCUCACCAACCACAACUACAACAACAACCACACCUGAAUCCACCACCACAGCAACAACUGUACUAACAAAAUCCACCCCUGAAUCCACCACCAUAUCAACAACUAGAUUACCAACCACAAGUACAACUGUACCAACAGAAGGCACCUCUGAAACCACCACCCCAUCAACAACUUCCCCACCAACCAAAACUACCACUUUUCCAUUAAAAACCACACCUGUCCCCACAAGUGAAACAACUACCCCACCCACAACAAUCACAACUAUUCCCAUCACUACAACAACCACUCCUUCUACUACCACUGUGCAGACGCAAAAAACAACCCUAGCCUCUUCUGUAAUACCUGUUUCAAUUCCUGUAAAAGUCACUGACACAGUACCUAAUGCUGUCACAACUAUUUCACUUGCAACAAAUUCUACAAGCAUCAUCUCCACUCCAGCUUCUUCUCCCACCUCUUCAAAUUCAUCCACAUCAAUCUUCACUACUCUUGCCACUGCUACAGUAACCAGUACUGCAGAUCUCAACACCACAGUUAAUUCCAGCAAAACAGAGAGGUCAGUGAUGGCUGGACUAAGACUGGAGUUCAACACCACAAACCAAACUCUCAGUGCAACUGCGAUAGUCAAACAAUUCACUGCCUUCCUG
Molecule: messenger RNA, 1464 nt
Organism: Lepisosteus oculatus (spotted gar)
Lineage: Eukaryota; Metazoa; Chordata; Actinopteri; Semionotiformes; Lepisosteidae
Source: RefSeq, a predicted model, not a curated record